Molecule: messenger RNA, 1393 nt
Organism: Haplochromis burtoni (Burton's mouthbrooder)
Lineage: Eukaryota; Metazoa; Chordata; Actinopteri; Cichliformes; Cichlidae
Product: BTB/POZ domain-containing protein KCTD21
Exons: 2
Coding region: 9-884 (291 amino acids)
Biological process (GO): protein homooligomerization
Molecular function (GO): protein binding
Source: RefSeq, a predicted model, not a curated record
CCUACAGGAUGCUGGAUCUCAACUCUUCAGAUGACAGCAAGAAGAACUCUCUGAAGGACCCUGUGUGCUUGAACGUCGGUGGAGAAAUCUAUACAACAACCUUAGACACUUUAACUCGCUGCCGUGACUCGAUGCUAGGCACCAUGUUCACCGGACAAGUUCCUAUGCUUAGGGACAGCUGCGGCAACAUUUUCAUAGACCGUGACGGUAAAGUGUUUCGCUACAUUCUGAAUUACCUGCGCUCUGGCUCUUUGGAUCUGCCAGAUGGCUUCACUGAACUCGCACUGCUCAGGAGAGAGGCAGAUUUCUUCCAGAUACCCCGUCUGCUGGAGGAGAUUCGUCACUAUGAGGUAUCGGUGCCUCUGGGCCUUAGAGGUGGGCCGCUAGGAGCCAUCAUGAUAGUAAAAGUCGACUCCAAGGUCCGUGUUCUCCAUUUUAACUUGCGCCAUGGGCCUGAAAACUAUGAACUCCGCACAUGCUCUGUACGAGCGUUCACAGUCGACCUCUUUUGUACCUGGAGGGCAUUUCUAGGUUUGCUUUGUGAGCGCUUCUCCUACAGGACACCCCAGGGUCUCAACAGCCCUCACCUAUGUCGUCCGAGGCAGAACAGACUGAAACUGGAAUGGGUGCCAAAGCCUGAUGAACUCCCACAGGAACAGUAUGACAAGCAGCAAUACAGGGGCCUAACUUUGUCUAGCCCUGAGGUCACGUGGUCGGAUGACAUGAUGAACAUGCACUACAGUCCCUGUGAAAUCACAGACAUGCAAGGCUUUUUGGAGGAGCUGUUGAAGAUAUCACUUGCUGAGGGGUUCAAGGUUGAUCUAGUCUCUCCUGACCCUGCAGAUAUUCUUAACUGCACUUCACUUCGUCUUGUGAAGUCGUGAGCACUGGAUGAAAGUGACUAGGAAAACCAGAACAUACCAAGAUAAUAAACUAUAGGAUAAGAUGAGAUAGCCUUUACUAGUCCUGGAGUUAAAUUUGAAGCAAUGAAUUCUCUAUGACAUGGAGUUAGAUUUACUGACACAUUAUGACUAGGAGGUCAUUAUCUGUGGUUCUUUUGCUAUCAUAGAGUUUACUAAAAAUAAUGCAAAAUGUGCUUUAUUAAUAAAAUGGUAAAUAAAAUGUACUUUUUUGUGGAAAUUCUGAUAUUGAGGAUACAACUUCAAAUUUUAGUUUGGGCUCUGUUUAAAAAUGGCAACUGUUUUUAAAAGUAGUGCAGUGUGAGUAGUACUAGAGCACACACCAAGGAAUGAUAAUAUUCAUAGCCUGUUAGUCACUCGGCUAAAUGUGUGACAUAUAUUGUGACUCACUUUACAACAGUGUUGGGAAGGUUACUUUUAAAAUGUAUUCCACUACAGAUUACAGAAUACAUGCCCCCAAAUCUAGUUUGUAA